Messenger RNA from Lodderomyces beijingensis, 693 nucleotides. The record is from the annotation of a GenBank genome assembly. NCBI's taxonomy places the organism in Eukaryota, Fungi, Ascomycota, Pichiomycetes, Serinales, Debaryomycetaceae.
AUGGUUCAGCCGAUUAUAUCGCCUUCAAUUCUAGCUUCGGAUUUUGCCAAUUUGGGCUGCCAGUGCAAAAGAGUCGUUGAAACGGGCGAUGUCGAUUGGCUCCACUUGGAUGUCAUGGAUGGACAUUUUGUCCCCAACAUUUCGUUUGGUCCGCCCGUGAUCGAGUCGUUGCGCAAGCAGUUUCCCCGUGACAGCGAUAAGCCGAUUGUGUUUGAUUGCCACAUGAUGGUCUCGGACCCCGAGGAGUGGAUCGCUGAAAUUGCCAAGGCGGGUGGUGAUUCCUACACGUUCCACUACGAAGCAACUAAGGACCCCGCUUCCGUGAUUGCCAAAAUCAAAAAGUACGGGUUGAAAGCGGCUAUGGGGAUCAAACCGGGCACCCCCAUCGACGUCGUGUACCCCUUUGUUGAGGAUUUGGAUAUGGUGUUGGUGAUGACGGUGGAGCCUGGCUUUGGCGGCCAGAAGUUCAUGCCAGAGAUGAUGCCCAAGGUCGAGGCCUUGAGGGCCAAGUAUCCUCAUUUGGAUAUUGAGGUUGAUGGGGGCUUGGGUAAGGACACGAUCCAGCCUGCUGCAGACGCGGGGGCAAACGUUAUCGUUGCUGGUACCUCCGUCUUUAAGGCUGAAAAUCCAAAAGAAGUCACGCAAUUGUUGAAAAACACUGUCGAGCAGAGCAUAUUAGCCAAGUCAAAGUGA